Messenger RNA from Striga hermonthica, 1017 nucleotides. The record is from the annotation of a GenBank genome assembly. NCBI's taxonomy places the organism in Eukaryota, Viridiplantae, Streptophyta, Magnoliopsida, Lamiales, Orobanchaceae.
AUGGAAAGUGGAACGUCGUCGUCGUCGGCCGCCGCGGCUUUGGUAGUUUCCCCGUUGACGGAUGAGGAGCUGACGCUGACGGUGAAGUGGAACGGGAAAGAGUACACCGUCAGGGUGUGCGGCCAGGACACUGUUGGGGAACUCAAGCUUCGAAUUUGCGAGGUCACAAAUGUGCUCCCAAAACGCCAGAAGCUUCUGUACCCUAAAUUGGCCUCCAAGCUCGCCGACGAUUCUCUUUUUCUCUCUCAGAUUCCACUCAGAGCCUCUCUCAAGAUGACCAUGAUUGGUACAGUUGAAGAUGAUUUAAUUUUGGACCCAGUGGAAUCCCCAGAAAUCAUUGAUGAUCUGGAGCUCGAGCAAGCUGAAUUCAUUGACAUUAAGGAUAAUGAAAUCUACCAAAAAAAAUUGAGAAGACGUAUUGACCUGUAUAAGAUUAAAAUCCGAAAUCCCUGUCGUAAAGGCAAAAAGCUGCUUGUUUUGGACAUUGAUUAUACCCUCUUUGACCACCGCUCUCCAGCUGAACAUCCUCGGGAACUAAUGCGUCCUUAUCUUCAUGAGUUCCUCUCGGCCGUCUAUGCUGAGUAUGAUAUCAUGAUAUGGUCUGCAACCAGCAUGAGGUGGGUUGAAAAGAAGAUGGAGGAGCUUGGAGUGUUGACUAAUCCUAACUACAAAAUAACUGCCCUUUUGGACCAUGCAGCCAUGAUCAGUGUCCAUUUAGAUACUCAUGGGGUCACCAAUUGUAAACCCCUUGGCAUGAUUUGGGCUCAUUUCCCCGAGUACUACAGUGCCAAGAACACCAUAAUGUUCGAUGAUUUGCGGAGGAAUUUCGUGAUGAACCCCCAGAAUGGCUUGACCAUAAAACCCUUCAGAAAAGCCCAUGUAAACCGAGAAACUGAUCAAGAACUUGUGAAGCUGACUCAGUAUCUGCUCACCAUAGCGGAGCUCCAGGAUCUUAGCUCCCUUGAUCACAAGAAGUGGGAAUCGUUUGGCAAUUCCAAGAGGCGUAGAGAAGAUUAA